GAUGAAUCAUAGUAGUAACUGCAAAAAAAAUCAUGCUUUCUACAUGAAUGCGACCACAUUUACUAGGGCACCUAACAGAUCUAAAAUAAGACUAAGGGUUUCUCUGUUUCAGCAAACAACAAUAACAACUAUGGCUAAUGAUGCUGUUCUUAGAUCUUCACUAAUUUGUUUAGGAGCUAUUAUAUUUUUCAUUGGUUUUUACACUUACUCAUUCAAGAAAAUGAUUGUAACUUAUAUUUUUGGUCUUUUUGCUAUUGCUGGUAUUAUUUUGCCUGAUUGGGAAUUCUUCGAUAGGGAUUUUUCUGAGUGGACUUCUCCUAUGCCUGCUGAUGCUAUUGAUUCAAAUUCUUCUGAACCCAAGAGGUUUAAAAUCUAUCCUGUUAGAUAUACCGUCUAUGCUAUUGUCUACAGUUUUGGUCUGUACAAGUGGUGGAAUUUCGUAUCUACCUGAUAAGAAGGCUCAUUUCAUCUCCUUGUCUUCGCCGUAAAAGAAUUGGAUAUUGAACUUAUAUGGUCGAGCGAAGUUGUAUAUUAACUUAAUUGAUUGAAUCGUUACCCCGAGAUCUUGCAUUUGCAUUUGUAAUCUAUUAUAAGUUUAUGUUUUUUGUUGCAUUCAUUUUUACUGAUGUUUGGAAGAGAAAAUAAUGUCCGAGUGUUAACUGGAUUGUUUGAUUUUGAAAUGUUGUCAGGAAACUUGUUUUUAUA
This is a messenger RNA of Papaver somniferum (opium poppy), 705 nucleotides long. Its product is annotated as signal peptidase complex-like protein DTM1. Lineage: Eukaryota; Viridiplantae; Streptophyta; Magnoliopsida; Ranunculales; Papaveraceae. Bases 2 to 451 code for a protein of 149 amino acids. The record is from RefSeq and is a predicted model, not a curated record. Gene Ontology annotation, biological process: anther wall tapetum development. The transcript has 2 exons. Gene Ontology annotation, cellular component: signal peptidase complex; endoplasmic reticulum membrane.